Oikopleura dioica is the source of this 3471-nucleotide messenger RNA. The record is from the annotation of a GenBank genome assembly. Lineage: Eukaryota; Metazoa; Chordata; Appendicularia; Copelata; Oikopleuridae.
AUGAAGCUCUUCGCGGCGUUUUCCGUCUUUUUAGGUGCGAAUGCCCAAAGAGAUUCGUCUCUGAGGCCAACAGACGGGAUCUCACAACAGGGCGCAAUCACGGAAGGUCUGGAAGAUGGAGACUUCAUCCCUUCUUUCGCCAAUUUGACCGAUUGGCUCGAUGUACCUGACUUUCCGAGCGACCAAAAUCCAAUGGACACGAUUUCCGCCGCUCAUAGAAUCGUUCGUCGGGCUAGCCUCGAUAGCAACGCUAGAAACAGUCUGUUGCAGACCGAGCAGUUUGUUGAAGGAUUCUUGAGACAGAUGACCCAAGAUGAAAUUGAUAAUCCAUUUGGAAGCGCAAGGUCUGAUUUUGAGAUUUUUCAGGCUGCUGCUACUGCCAAGAGCUUCAUCAAUGCCCCAUCUACCCGAACAGAAGGACUUUGCGACGAGAGAAUCUACUCCCUCGAUGGAAGCUGCAACCACCCCGAGAACUUCGGAAAAGUCCUCGACAGUUACGUCCGCUUGACUCCGGCAAACUACUGUAACAAUCGAGAUUCGACUCGUUGUUUUGACAAUGGUCAGCCGCUUCCCCAGCCGCGAAAGAUCUCCCUUUUGAUGCAAGAACAAGGCGGAGAGAGACGAGUCAUCCCGAAUCCCGAGCGAAGCCGAUUGAUGGUCGAUUUUGGUCAGUUCGUCACUCACGGAAGCAUUCAAACUCCCGAUGUCGCCGGAUCGGGACCUGAUCCUUGCGACUGUCGACGAACUGACGUUUGUGACAACAUCUCCCACAGUCGCAACGAUCUUGGCCGAACCGACCCUGUCAUUCAGAUGUUUGCCUGUUCCUUCAUCGUCAAGUCCGUUGGAACACUCGAGGCAAGAGGUAACCCGCCGCAAUUGACAAAGGAACAAAUUAAUCAACUCUCGAGCUUCUUGGAUUUGACACAAGUGUACGGCAACAGCGAGCAAAUGCUGAACAUGCUGCGGGAUCCUGUUGACAGGACGAAGAUAUUGCUCAAGGAUCACGGCACUCGAGGGGAUACAAUGCCCACUCUUACUGAUAGUGAGAUCACUCCCUUCAGCUCCAUCACAGAAGACUUCAAGCUUCCAUUCUUCCUCAACGAAAAAAGUCAUCCUGCUCCCGUCGCUGGCGACACUCGAUGUGCGGAAAACAUCGUUCUCUCCUCCUGGCACACAGCUUUUGCUCGAUUCCACAACAAGAUUGCUGACGAGUUGAAAUCCCAAAUGGAGGAUAAGACUGACGAGGAAAUCUUCCUCGAAGCCCGGCAGAUCAAUAUCGGAAUCUACCAGAAUAUCGUUUACAACGAAUGGAUUCCUAGUGUUUUUGGGGAAGAAAAUGCUGCGGCUAUCCCAGAAUUGCAGAUUUCCUCGUCUGGGAGGAAGCGAAGACGAGCUGAUGAGGCAUUUGGUCGACGGGAAACUCCAGGAGAGCAUGAAGCACCAGCUGAAAAUGACCCGCGAAUUCGCAAUGAAUUUGGCGCCGCCCUUUUCCGAUGGGGUCACUCCAUGCAGGCCACUCAUAUCAUCGCUAGAAACUCCCUCUUCGAGCUCCAAGACACCCGAAUGAUGAGAUCCGGCUGGUUCGACCCGGACAUGUUGAUGCACAACAGCGUUGGAUCCGUCAUCCGCGGAGGAAUGAUGAUCAAUUCUAACAAGAUGGGGCCGAAUUGGGUCACUGACACUGUUCAUAUGUUCUUCAUGCCAGCUGGUUUUCCUCAUGGCGUAGAUCUGAGAUCUAUCAAUAUCAUGCGAGGAAGGGAUCACGGUCUAGCAGGAUAUGGUCGGAUGGUCGACUUCUGUCGCACUCAUGCUAAAUGGGGACAAUUUUAUCCGAACGGAGAGCGCCCAACCAUGAUCGGAGGAUGGAACCAGGUUUUACAGGAAUUUGGAAAUGACAUCAAUGCUGUCGAUUUGUACAUUGGAAUGCAGAUGGAGGAGCACUUCCCAGGAUCUCAACUUACUCCAACAACAAUGUGCGCUAUGUCCGAGCAAUUUACCGCCCUCAAGUCUGGCGAUAGAAAGUUCUUUGACGUAGAAGGCCAAUUUACGGAAACUCAAAGAGCGGAAAUUCAAAGCAUGACGCUGGCUAAACUCUUCUGUUUGUCGAUGGAUUCUGAGGACUUCCCUUCGACAAACAGAUGGCCUUUCAUGGGAGCGGGAACUGCCUUCAAGGGACAGAAUAAUGAUCGGGUUUCCUGCUCGGAGACUUUUGCUGACUUCGACUUUGUACUUUGGCAUAAGGAUGCGCCAGCUGAGUUUACAACCACCACAACUACGACCACAACGACUUCAACCACUACUACAACUACAACUUCGACAACCACGACAACGACAACUACUACAACGACGACUACUACUACUACAACGUCAACCACGACAACAACAACCACGACAACGACCACGACUACGACUACGACUACGACAACCACCACUACGACAACCACUACUACUACAACCACUACUACAACUACAACUUCAACGACAACGACGACUACUACUACUACUACUACUACUACAACGUCGACAACGACAACAACUACCACCACUACCACAACUACGACUACAACAACUUCCACAACUACGACUACAACAACUACUACGACUACGACUACAACUACCAGGACAACAACGACCUCGACAACAACAACAACAACAACUACUACUACGACUACAACGACUACAACUACAACGACCACUACAACAACAACUACCACAACUACCACUACUACUACAAGUACUACAACAACGACUUCCACCACUACCCCUCCAUCAAAACUCGCGGAAGCUAAAGCCAUCGCCGAGGGAAUGAAUUGCCCUCUUUUCACAAAACUCGAUGUCGAUCCGGAAACCGUCGAUGCAAUCUGCAACAAAAACGGUGGCAGAUUCAUUUGCAAUUUCCAAUGCGUUGAAAGCUCUCACGCUCUAAACGGCGUCAACAAGGGUCAGUGCAAGGGCAAAAAGUCCUCAAUCAAACAGAAGAAGACUGUCAGUUGCGCGGCUAAACCUCCAAGCUCCUUCCUCCGCGGGUGUGGCGACUUGGCAACUCGGGCAACGACUUCAGUUUCGAAUGCUGAUUUUGAUUGCAAUCGGAAAUUCUGCAGGGUCAAAUGCAAUCCAGGCUUUACUUUCGACACUCUCAGUCAAUCUUGGGAGACUCAAAAGAUCUUCUGCCGACGAGGCAAUCCUAAGCCACUCAUUAUUCAAGCUAACUGUAUUGCUGAUGAGGCGAAUCGAGAUUCUGAAACAGCUGACGCUAGAACUCAGUGCUCAAAUACGCUCUUCCAAGAAUAUUCUGCCUCUUCCGAUGAUAUCGAGAUCGAUGGGUGCGUCAAGAAUGUCUGCAAAGUUUCCUGCAAAAACGGGGCUGAUGUGAGAUACCAGUGGCCUGAUGGCACGGUUGUUUUCAAGUCCGCCUUCCGAUGUUUGAAAAAGACCGUUUGGAAGCCAAACGGUGGAACUAUUCUUUGCUAG